AUGCCCAGUUCUACUGCAAUGGCAAUUGGAGCCCUCUCAAGUUCCCUCCUGGUAACAUGCUGUCUAAUGGUUGCCCUCUGUAGCCCGACCAUACCUCUGGAAAAACUGGCCAAGACUCAGGACAAACAGGAGAUUAAAACCAAUCAAGAGAAGAGAGACCACGCAGCCCGGGACACUCAGAGCCAGACAGGCCCAGGGAAAAUGAAUGAAAUCACUAGGAAUGGGCGGGAGGAGGGCAGCUCCAGGGAUGGGAAGAGCAAAGGAAGCCGGAAUUAUUCCAACAAGGAGUCUUGGAGCAAACAGAAACAGUUUUGGAAUAGCCAAGGGAUGAGCAGUAAGUCUGGGAAUUUGCAAGCCCAAGAACCAGGGGAUAGUGUUCAGGAAGAAGCCCUGGCUGCAGAAGAUGCAUCUCUCCCUGAAGCCCUGGCUACCCCUGAACCCCCUGAGGAGUAUGCCUAUCCAGACUACAGAGGGAAGGGCUGUGUGGAUGAGAGUGGCUUUGUUUAUGCUAUCGGAGAGAAGUUUACUCCUGGCCCUUCAGCCUGCCCUUGCCUUUGCACUGAGGAGGGACCGCUGUGCAUUCAGCCUGAGUGCCCAAGACUCCACCCUCGCUGCAUCCAUGUAGAUACCAGCCAGUGUUGUCCUCAGUGCAAAGAGAGGAAGAACUAUUGUGAGUUCCGGGGAAAGACGUACCAAACUCUAGAAGAGUUCAUGGUCUCUCCCUGUGAGAAAUGCCACUGUGAAGCCAACGGUGAAGUGCUUUGCACGGUGUCGGCUUGUCCUCAGACUGAAUGUGUGGACCCUGUGUAUGAGCCAGAUCAGUGUUGUCCCAUCUGCAAAAAUGGCCCAAACUGUUUUGCAGAAACCACUGUCAUCCCUGCUGGAAGAGAAGUAAAGACAGAUGAGUGCACUAUAUGUCACUGUACUUACGAAGAAGGCACUUGGAGAAUUGAACGGCAAGCAAUGUGUACUAGACAUGAAUGCAAGCAAAUGUAGAAAAUCUACAAAUCCAAGUACUCUAAUGUUUUGUUUUGUUUUGUUUUU
Molecule: messenger RNA, 1044 nt
Organism: Trichosurus vulpecula (common brushtail)
Lineage: Eukaryota; Metazoa; Chordata; Mammalia; Diprotodontia; Phalangeridae
Gene: VWC2
Product: von Willebrand factor C domain containing 2
Exons: 3
Coding region: 1-996 (331 amino acids)
Biological process (GO): negative regulation of BMP signaling pathway
Cellular component (GO): AMPA glutamate receptor complex
Molecular function (GO): protein binding
Source: RefSeq, a predicted model, not a curated record